CUCGAUAUAAUUAAGUCAAUUUUUGUAAAGUACAAACUGUUUCGAUAUUCAAUAAUUACAUAAGUUAUUAAUUAAAAUCAAACAAAUAUUUUGAAUUCAUUAAAUUUAAUGAUAAUUUGAGUUUUGAAAAAAUGGCAACGUAUCAAAAUGGACGUAAGAAUAAACCCUUAGAUAUAGUUAUCGUGGGAGGAGGUUUGGUCGGAUCACUGGAAGCUUUGUAUUUGGCCAAGAGGGGUCAUCGUGUACGCCUCUACGAGUAUCGUGAAGACAUACGGAAUACACCAACUGCUAGAGGGAGAUCUAUUAACUUGGCUUUAUCAGUCCGCGGGAGGAAGGCCUUGAGAGGUGUUGGUUUAGAGCAGGAAAUGGUACAAGAACAUGGCAUUCCAAUGGUCGGACGGUAUAUACACAGGCUUGAUGGAUCCACGUAUAUCAUACCUUAUGAUUCAAGGACUAAUCAGUGUAUUUAUUCCGUCGGCCGAAACUUUUUAAACUCUCUACUAUUAAAAGAAUCAGAGAAAUACAAAAAUGUUGAGAAAUAUUUUAAUCACAAAUUGAUAAAUACAAAUCUUCAAAAGGGUUUUCUAACAUUUCAAAAAACACAGACUAAUGAAACAGUAGAAGUAAAUGCAGAUCUAAUAAUUGGCUCGGACGGUGCGUAUUCUGCAGUUCGUAAAGCAAUGAUGAAGGAGCCAUUAUUUGAUUAUAGUCAAAAGUACAUUGAACACGGUUACAUGGAGUUAUGUAUACCACCCGGUGAUGAUGGCGAGUUUCAGAUGCCUUCGCAGUAUUUACAUAUUUGGCCGAGGGGUAACUUCAUGUUGAUCGCUUUACCAAAUCAAGAUCGUACUUGGACUGUUACACUUUUCAUGCCAUUUGCUAAGUUCAAUGAAAUUGACACGGACGAGAAGCUUUUGAAUUUCUUUGGAAAAUAUUUCUCUGAUGCAAUUCCUUUAAUCGGGAAGAAGAAAUUAAUAGAGGACUUCUUUUCUGGAUCGGCUUUACCUUUAGUUUCUGUUAAGUGUCGACCGUAUCAUGUUAAAGACAAAGCUCUUCUGAUUGGCGAUGCGGCUCAUGCUGUUGUACCGUUCUAUGGGCAAGGAAUGAACUGUGGAUUUGAGGAUUGUACGAUUCUAGACGAACUAUUUAAAAAACACAAUGAUAACCUUAAAAAUAUCCUUAACGAAUUCUCCGCUACAAGAUGGGUCGAUGUGUUUGCUAUAAGUGAUUUAGCUAUGUAUAAUUAUGUAGAGGUAAGAUUAAUAUAG
This is a messenger RNA of Papilio machaon (common yellow swallowtail), 1268 nucleotides long. It is a transcript of the gene cn, whose product is annotated as kynurenine 3-monooxygenase. NCBI's taxonomy places the organism in Eukaryota, Metazoa, Arthropoda, Insecta, Lepidoptera, Papilionidae. The record is from RefSeq and is a predicted model, not a curated record. The transcript is spliced from 8 exons. Gene Ontology annotation, molecular function: FAD binding; NAD(P)H oxidase H2O2-forming activity; kynurenine 3-monooxygenase activity. Gene Ontology annotation, biological process: NAD+ metabolic process. Bases 132 to 1268 code for a protein of 378 amino acids. Gene Ontology annotation, cellular component: mitochondrial outer membrane.